AUCACGAAACCUCUGUCGGCAAGCAAGUCAGUUUGGAAAGCACGAAAUAAUAAGUUUUUAUUCUUGGACAGAAAUGAAACGCCUGGGGAUUACCUAUAUGUUCGGGGUGUUACUUGUAACACAGAGUAUCGCCAUUGUAAGGAUUCCACUUCAGAAAACCAGAAGCCUUCGUCGCAUCAUUAGCGACAAUGGGAUGUCUUUGGAUCAAAUUCGGGCUUUGGUGAAGUCCAGUAGCUCUCCAGACAGCGCUCCAUCGGAACAUCUCCCCGUGGAGAGGUUGACUAACUUCAUGGAUGCGCAGUAUUUUGGGUCUAUCAGUAUUGGUUCACCACCUCAAGACUUUACUGUGUUGUUCGACACUGGCUCCUCCAAUCUCUGGGUGCCAUCCAUUCACUGCUCAUUCUUCGAUGUUGCCUGCUGGCUUCAUCAUCGUUACAAUUCAAAGAAGUCGAGCACAUAUGUUCAGAAUGGUACGGACUUUUCCAUCCGUUACGGCAGAGGCAGCCUGUCUGGGUUCAUCAGUGGAGACACAGUCACUAUAGCAGGUUUGUCCGUGCCUGGACAGCAGUUCGGUGAAGCAGUAAAGCAGCCUGGCAUCACAUUUGCCUUGGCCCGCUUUGAUGGCGUCUUGGGCAUGGCCUACCCCUCCAUAUCAGUGGCCAAAGUCACUCCGGUGUUUGACACCGCCAUGGCGGACAAACUGCUGCCGCAAAACGUCUUCUCUUUCUACAUAAGCAGAGACCCAGAAGCAGCAAUUGGAGGAGAGCUGAUGCUCGGUGGAUCUGAUCCACAGUACUACACUGGGGACUUGCACUAUGUCAACGUCACACGCAAGGCAUACUGGCAGAUUAAGAUGAAUGAAGUUGAUGUGGGCAACCAGCUGACUCUUUGCAAAGCCGGCUGUCAGGCUAUUGUCGACACAGGGACAUCACUGAUUGUUGGUCCAGUGGAGGAAAUCCGAGCACUGCAGAAAGCUAUCGGCGCACUACCCCUGCUGAUGGGAGAGUACCUAAUUGACUGUAAGAAGAUUGACUCCCUACCUAUAAUCUCCUUCAACCUUGGAGGGAAGAUGUUUAAUUUGACUGGGCAAGAUUAUGUCAUGAAGGAGUCACAGAUGGGCACUUCCAUAUGCCUCUCAGGCUUCAUGGCUAUGGACAUUCCGCCCCCUGCUGGACCACUUUGGAUCCUGGGAGACGUUUUCAUCAGGAAGUACUACACUGUCUUUGACAGGAGCGCUGAUCGUGUGGGGUUUGCACUUGCUAAGUAGUACCACAAAGAUUAAAUAAGUAACUGAUAUUGAUUGCGCGUAAUUUCUUAAGAUCACUUUGUCACUUUUGUACUGUUUUAACUUGUGGAUGAAGAGUUCAGAGGUCACUUCCAGUUGAAGUUCUGUGAAACCCAAAUAAUUAGAAUCACGCAAAAGGAGAAGUACUGCAUUACGGAAGUGACCAGUUUCCCGUUUAUUGUUGUUCUUGUUUCAGAAUGAGCGACUGCAUGCUAUAUUUGAAUGCAACUCUACUAAAAUACGGUGGGUGGGGGGGGGGGGGGGGGGUAUGAAUGUAAUAUCAAAAUUGGUGUAAAGAAAACCAACAAAUUCAAUAUUAAUUGAUGAACCCUUUCAGUGCCAUUAACUAUAAGACCAAUCAUGUUAUCGAAAAUGGUAUCAAGUAUUUUUUAGUAUGAGUAUUUUUUUGUCAUGGGGUAAAUUUGAUUUUGUACUACUCUUGAAAGUAUUUUCCUAGGCUGACAUUGACGGUGCGAGACGUCCAAUCCAUUUGAAGUGCAUUUAUUGCUGCCACCCUCACAUAGUCCAAUUGGUUUAGUAUUAUUUAGUAUAUUUGGUAUUGAUAAACUCCAGACUUUUUAGUUUUUAAGACCCAUAAUCAUCGUCAAUGGCUCUGCAAGAGUUGAUUCCAAAAAAAAAAAAAAAAAAAAAAACUUAAUUGCAGUAUCGAAUAUAUUGAGUAUUGAUAUGGAGUUAGAGAUUUUAGUAACGUGACAGCAGUACAUUUACAAUGAAAUAUAUAAGUUAUUCAUUCAAGUAUACUGACUGAUUUACUAAAUACAGUUAAUAGAGAAUAAGUAUCAUUUCCAACUAAAUACACUUUUCAUUGAAAGGAAGACGUCAAAAUGACAAAUAAAGCAUUUUAAAAAGCCGUUUAUGUCAUUUAUUUUUAUGUCCAUAGUAAUGCAGUGCUCAAGAUGGAGCUGUACUAUGUACUAAAAAUCCAAAUAAAGCUGGGGAUAAAGCACAGCAUGCAACAUAGCAUACGGCUAGUGUGAAUCAUACAAGCUAGAGGUAGAAAAUCUACUGUACUUUGGGUUAUGAUUUGAAUGAACAGAAUAUGGCACAGUGCUCGCCCUCAAAGUACCCCCCCAACAUACCUAGGUUUACAUAGGAAGACAUCCACAGAAACUCUGUAAAUCCGACACAAAGCACUUAAUGAUAAACAAGUAUCGAGUCAUUUCUAGUAAUCAUUUGGUUACAAAUGUACAAUACAAAAAUAUUUUUUCUUUCCCCAUUACAAUAGAUUCUGAAUAGCAUAAUGGAACUAAAUGCCCCCAUUCACGUGCUCUACACAUAAUUUUUCCUAAGGCUACAUGUGACAGCAAAAUUAAUAUCAUGCUCUUGGGAAAAGUUUCUGAACAGAAUACUUGAACCACGACUGCUUAUUUGUCAGGUGACAGUUGUUACUCAGACCCCGUGACCUGGGAUAAACUUGCACUGUAAGUUAAUUAGGGUUCAACUUUGGACAUGUGCAACACGGAUGAGCAAUGCACAACCCGUUGACAAUAGUUUAGUGCUGAUCGCGACACGUUUCGGCUGCAGGAUGGCAGCUGAUAGGGCUGAAUGAUUUCAGGGGAAAAAAAUAUUUUUCUGGACAAUUUCAAAAGCAAACAUCACAUGUAAUUACAUCUUACCAUCAAAUUUGCUUGAGUAAUAAUGUUGAGAUAAUUGUGUUAUGGAAUCCUUUUAACUUAAUGACUGCCAUUGAUGGAGAGAGACUGUCAAAUUAGAUUGGACGUCUAUCGCCGUCAUUGGCAGAAAAACAUGAUCGCUUGAUGCCAUCCAUCCCAGUUGACAUGGAUUUGAUGUCUGUCAAUGGCAGUGAAUGAAUUAAGUUCACUGCUGUCACACGUAAUUUUUAUGUUGUAUAUUAAUUUGUAUCAUCAAACAGCAAAUGAUGGCUGACAGAUAUGGCAUAAAUU
Corythoichthys intestinalis (scribbled pipefish) is the source of this 3210-nucleotide messenger RNA. RefSeq names its product napsin A aspartic peptidase (gene napsa). Gene Ontology annotation, cellular component: lysosome. Bases 74 to 1267 code for a protein of 397 amino acids. The record is from RefSeq and is a predicted model, not a curated record. The transcript is spliced from 9 exons. Gene Ontology annotation, molecular function: aspartic-type endopeptidase activity. Lineage: Eukaryota; Metazoa; Chordata; Actinopteri; Syngnathiformes; Syngnathidae. Gene Ontology annotation, biological process: proteolysis.